Apus apus (common swift) is the source of this 4822-nucleotide messenger RNA. It is a transcript of the gene USP48, whose product is annotated as ubiquitin specific peptidase 48. Gene Ontology annotation, cellular component: nucleus; cytosol. The record is from RefSeq and is a predicted model, not a curated record. NCBI's taxonomy places the organism in Eukaryota, Metazoa, Chordata, Aves, Apodiformes, Apodidae. Gene Ontology annotation, biological process: protein deubiquitination. Gene Ontology annotation, molecular function: cysteine-type deubiquitinase activity; cysteine-type endopeptidase activity; protein binding. The transcript has 27 exons. The coding region runs from base 96 to 3200 and encodes 1034 amino acids.
GGAGGGGCCGGGCCGGGCGGUUACCGGGACGGGACCGGGACGGGACCGGGACGGGGCCGGGGCAGGCCCGGGGGCAGCCCCGGGGGCAGGCGGCCAUGGCGCCGCGGCUGCAGCUGGAGAAGGCGGCGUGGCGCUGGACCGAGACGGUGCCGCCCGAGGCGGUGGCGCAGGAGCACAUCGAAGCGGCCUAUCGCGUCGGGCUGGAGCCCUGCCAGCGCGGGGCCUGCCGGAGGAACUGCCGGGGGAACCCCAACUGCCUGGUGGGCAUCGGGGAGCACGUCUGGCUGGGUGAGAUAGAUGAGAACACCUUCCACAACAUCGACGACCCCAACUGCGAGCGCCGCAAGAAGAAUGCGUUCGUGGGCCUAACCAACCUCGGCGCCACCUGCUACGUCAACACUUUCUUGCAGAUGUGGUUCCUCAACCUGGAGCUCCGACAGGCCCUCUACUUGUGUCCCAGCACCUGCAGCGAGCGCGCAGAGGGGCUCCCCAGGGACAAAGACUACGAGCCCCAGACCAUUUGUGAACACCUGCAGUACCUGUUUGCCCUGCUGCAGAACAGCAAGCGGCGCUACAUCGACCCCUCGGGCUUCGUCAAGGCGCUGGGCUUGGACACGGGGCAGCAGCAGGAUGCCCAGGAGUUUUCCAAACUCUUCAUGUCACUGCUGGAAGAUACUUUAUCCAAACAAAAAAACCCAGAUGUCCGAAAUAUUGUUCAAAAGCAGUUCUGUGGAGAAUAUGCCUACGUGACAGUCUGCAACCAGUGUGGCAGGGAGUCCAAACUUGUGUCUAAAUUUUAUGAGCUGGAGUUAAACAUCCAAGGGAACAAGCAGCUGACAGACUGUAUAACAGAAUUCCUGAAGGAAGAAAAAUUAGAAGGGGACAAUCGUUAUUUUUGUGAAACCUGUCAGAGUAAGCAGAAUGCCACCAGGAAGAUCAGGCUGCUGAGUCUUCCCUGCACUCUCAACCUGCAGCUGAUGCGUUUCGUGUUUGACAGACAAACUGGCCAUAAGAAAAAGCUGAACACCUACAUUGGCUUCUCUGAGCUGCUCGACAUGGAGCCUUUUAUGGAACAAAAAAAUGGUCUCUAUGUCUACGAGCUCAGCGCCGUCCUCAUCCACCGCGGCGUCAGCGCCUACUCCGGCCACUACAUCGCCCACGUGAAGGACCCUCAGACUGGGGAGUGGUACAAGUUUAAUGAUGAAGACAUUGAGAAGAUGGAGGGCAAGAAACUGCAGUUGGGAAUUGAGGAAGAUCUAGCAGAACCCUCCAAAUCCCAGACUCGUAAACCCAAGUGCGGGAAAGGGACCCACUGCUCCCGAAAUGCCUACAUGCUGGUGUACAGGCUGCAGACCCGGGAGAAAUCCCUGACAGUUGAAGUACCAGCUUUUCUGCAGGAGCUGGUCGAGCGCGAUAAUUGCAAGUUCGAGGAGUGGUGCAACGAGAUGGCCGAGAUGCGCAAGCAGAGCGUGGCCAGGGGCAAAAUCAAACACGAAGAGGUGAAGGAGCUCUACCAAAAGUUACCUGCUGAAGCUGGUUCCCCGUAUGACUUUAUCUCUCUGGAAUGGCUGCAGAAGUGGCUGGAUGAGUCUACUCCUCCAAAACCUAUAGACAACACAGCCUGCCUGUGUGCACAUGGCAAACUCCACCCAGAUAAAAUCUCCAUUAUGAAGAGGAUAUCAGAGUACGUGGCUGACUUCUUCUACCGGAGAUAUGGAGGAGGCCCCCGGCUGAAUGUCAAAGCACUUUGCAAGGACUGUGUGGUGGAGAGGUGUCGAAUCCUGCGCCUGAAAAACCAGCUAAACGAGGACUACAAAACUGUUACCAACCUGCUGAAGAUAACAGUCAAGGGGAAUGAUGGGUUUUGGGUUGGAAAAGCAUCCUUGAGGAGCUGGCGUCAGUUGGCUUUGGAGCAAUUAAAUGAGCAAGAUGAAGACACAGAGCAAAGCAACGGGAAAAUGAAUGGGGAUGCACAAAACAAAGAUGAAUCGAAUGAAGAGAAGAGAGAGGAGGAAGAGGAGUUAAAUUUUAAUGAAGACAUCGUUUGCCCACAUGGUGACCUCUGCAUAUCCGAAAACGAACGCAGGGUGGUUUCCAAGGAAGCCUGGGAGAAACUCAAGCAAUAUUUUCCAAAGGCCCCUGAAUUCCCAAAUAACAAAGAGUGCUGUUCCCAGUGCAAGAUUUUGGAACGUGAAGGGGAAGAAAAUGAAGCUCUGCAUAAGAUGAUGGCCAGCGAGCAGAAGACUUCUCUCCAGAACCUGUUUCAUGAUAAAUGCAGACCGUGCCUGGGCACCUGGCCUCAGGAGACAGAUGAGCUGUACAUUGUUUCGCAGUUCUUUGUAGAAGAAUGGAGGAAAUUUGUCAGGAGGCCGACGCGCUGCAGCCCCGUGUCCUCGGUAGGAAACAGUGCUCUCCUCUGCCCCCACGGGGGCCUCAUGUUCACCUACGCUUCCAUGACCAAAGAAGACUCCAAACUUAUAGCUCUAAUAUGGCCCAACGAGUGGGAGAGGAUUCAAAAACUCUUCGUGGUGGAUCACGUCAUCAAGAUCACCCGAACACGAGGUGCUGGGGCCGACCCCGAGGGUGCACAGUACAGCUCUGAGCCCCAGCUCUGUCCAGAGUGCAGAGAAGGGUUGUUGUGCCAACAGCAGCGGGACUUGAGGGAGUACACCCAGGCAACCAUCUACAUCCACAAAGUGGUGGACAAUAAAAAGGUAAUGAAGGACGCUGCUCCAGAGCUGAAUGUGAGCAGCUCAGAAGCUGAAGAGGAAAGGGAGGAAAACAAGCCAGAGGGGGAGCAAGACCCAGAUUUUAACCAGGCCAAUGGUGCAGCGAAGCGCCAGAAGGUUUCUCACCAGAGCUACAUCACGUUCCAAAAACAAGGCAUCAGGAGGAGCACCCGGCACCGGAAAGUCAGAGGGGAGAAAGCACUGCUUGUUUCUGCUAAUCAGACACUGAAGGAGCUGAAAAUACAGAUCAUGCAUGCAUUUUCAGUUGCUCCCUUCGACCAGAACUUGUCCAUCGAUGGGAAGAUCCUGAGCGACGACACGGCCACGCUCGGCAGCCUGGGGGUCAUCCCUGAGUCUGUCGUUUUACUCAAGGCUGAUGAACCCAUUGCAGAUUAUGCAGCGAUGGACGACGUUAUGCAAGUUUGUAUGCCUGAAGAAGGAUUUAAAGGAACUGGUUUACUUGGACACUGAUGGUUUUCUAAACGUUGGCAACAGAGGAGAUACCAGAAGGGAAGAGGAUUUGACAUGGUAGGGCAUUAAAAGAGAAAAAAAAGGUGGAUACAGAACCGAACUUUGACUCUUCCAGAAGGCAGAAACCCUCUUUGAAAUGACUGCCCCCUCCUUCCCCCCCAAAAGAAAACAAAUUGCCUUAUGUCAAAGCAGAUUGCACUGGAGGACAUCCUGCCUUCAAGAGAACGUUCCCCAUUUUAUAUUUAAUAAAAGCAACAGGAAGGUUGGAAAGUUGAGCAGCAGUAAGAGCGUGUUGUGUUCCCAGGAGAGGGAGAGGGACGUGUUCCCUGCUGGGAUUCCCUGUCCCAAAUCCCACUCCUGGUCUGGAGUCGCUCUUGAGGCCUUGGCAUCGCUCUUCAGGCUUAACCUUCUUAUGGAUCAUCCUCUUUCUGAUCCUCUCUUACUCUCAGUACAGCAUGGAAGUAAUGAGAUUGUUUGUGAGGAAUGUCUGGCUCGUUCCAACACAAAAACUUCACCUCUUUAACCCAAAAAAGAAGCUGGGCUUUGCCUCCGAGAACCUUCCAUGGCAUCAGCUGCUCCGCCUUCACUUCCAAACCUUGGAUGAUCUUUAAUAACCUCCUCCUCUGUCGCUGUUGAAUGUCAUUUUUUAGAAACCUUGGGGUGUUUUAUCAACUUUGGAGAACAUCUUUUCCUCCAAUCCAGGACUUCCAGGAGUGCCCAUGGCUCGAGGAGCGGGCGAAGGGCGCGUGGGCGGGCAAUGUGUUUCCCACGGGAAAAAGUGUUUUGGUGUCCAUCCCCCCCACCACCCUGUUUUUUCAGGAAUGCACUAAUAAUUAUGACUUUUUACAUCCCAUGGCCCAUAAGCAGCAGGAACUAGCUCAAAACUUCCAGAUUUAGGGGGGAAAAAAGGGUUUCUCCGUAAGAAAGUCAGACACUUCCUCUCCCUUGUCAACCUUUUCACUUUGUUUCCGUGACAAAACGUGUGGCUGAGGUUGGGUCCCUGCCACCUCCCCUUGAGUUUUUGAAAGGAUUGCAGGAAUUUGGGACAUAUCCCAUCCCAACAAGCCUGGUAAUGUUCAUCUCCACUCUUAACUUUGAUGCCAGGAAUUGGAGCUGCUCCUUGCUGAGCAUGAAGGCUCCGUGUCUUCUCCAUCUCUGCUGGGUUUUGGGGCCUUGGAGAUCCUAAAAAGAAGUGGGUUUGGGGGCAAUUUUGACUCACAAAAUUCUUUCCCAAGGUAAAGAUGUUGACGGGAAUUGAUCAGAAUGAAGCUGAAUCCUUUGGGAACGUGCAGGAGGUUUUCUUCUUCCCAAACAGAAGGUCUCUCCUGUGUACAGUAUUCCCUGGGAAAUUCCUUUGGGAUUUGUUUUUUGUUUGGGUUUUUUUUUGUUGUUGGCCUUUUUUCAGUUUACUGUUAAUUUCGGCUUUUUUUAACGUUCCAAAAAAUCUCUUUACUUGAGCUUAAAACGUUGCAAAGUGGAACUCUGAAGUCAGUGGGAAGGACUGGGCUGGGGCUGGGGGUGGUUCCAGCCUUUCCCGGAGGAUCCAGGUACAAGAUGUUGCCAUUUUCUCUCUUGUUGUUUCCAAACUUUGUUGGAUUAAACUUGUUGUUGGAGCCGUGGAA